Molecule: messenger RNA, 3707 nt
Organism: Oncorhynchus masou masou (cherry salmon)
Lineage: Eukaryota; Metazoa; Chordata; Actinopteri; Salmoniformes; Salmonidae
Product: torsin-4A-like
Exons: 4
Coding region: 838-2154 (438 amino acids)
Cellular component (GO): endoplasmic reticulum lumen; nuclear envelope
Molecular function (GO): ATP hydrolysis activity; ATP binding
Source: RefSeq, a predicted model, not a curated record
AGGAGACUGCAGAGGACAUAAGCGAGAAUGGGGAGGGUGAGAUAGAAUGAUAGGAGUGGUUGUAUAGCAGUCUUAGUCUAGCAACUCACUAUAUGCUGAUGAAGUUCAAGAGAAGGACUUACUUUAUUGUUCUCUCCCAACAAAAAUCUUGGUGCGAGCCGAGUGAAGACCUAUCAGUCUAUAGGAGGCUUGAUAUUACCUAUACAUUUAAGCCUGUUUACCAACAGUGAUGACAUAGCCGACAGGGAGGAGGUGAGGACCCUGGCGGAGUGGUGCCAGAAAAAUAACCUCUCCCUCGACUUAGAAAAACCAAGGAGUUUAUCGUAGACUACAUGAGACAGAAGACGGAGCAAGCCCCCAUCCACAUCGACGGGGCUGCAGCGAAGAGGGUCAAAAGCUUGAAGUUCCUUGGCGUCCACAUCACUGAGGACCUUCUUCACCACCGACACCGUGGUGAAGAAGGCACAACAGCAUCUUUACAACAUCAGGCGGGUGAAGAAUUACGGCAUGGCCCCUAAGACCCUCACUAACUUCUACAGAUGCACAGAUUGAAAACAUGUUGUCUAGCAACUGCACCGCCCUCAACCGAAUGGCUCUACAGAGGGUGGUGCGGUCAUCCCAACGCAUCACCAGGGGAACGCUACCUGCCAUCCAGGACAUUUACAGCACUCAGUGUCAAAAGAGGGCCAGGAAGAUCAUCAAGGACCUCAGCCACCUGAGCCAUGGUUUGUUCACUCUGCUACCAUCCAGCAGACAGAGACGGUACAGGUGCAUCAAAGCGGGGAUCGAGAGACUGAAAAACAGCCUCUACCUCCAGCCAUCACCCCAUCUCCAGUAAUGGGCGACCAGGAUGUUUAUGACAGAAUGUUUGGGUCCCAGAUAGACGGAGAGAUGGACAAGGAGAAAGAUGAAGGAGAAAGUGAAACGAGGGGGUUGGGGAAAGGCGCUCAGAGUUUCUGCCAGUUCUCGUCCUCUCUGCGUACUGUGGUUCGCAUCAAACAGAAGUACCAGGCCAUGAAGAAACGACGGCUGGAGUUGGCCGGGCUGGGGGGAGGAGGGCUAGUGUUAGGGGCUGGUCUCCACACUGGUGCCCCUGUUCGCAGCAGCCCCAAAAUCUUCACCUUCGAGACCCCCUCCAGCUCCCCCUCUGCCUUAUCGUCGCUCUUCCUAAAGAUGAAGAAGAAGAAGUCGCGGCGGGUCAUGUUCCCCAGUGGAGGGGGGCGCAAGGCCCCCGUCGUACAGGAACACAGCCGAGCAAAGAUCUGCCUCUUCCUCCUCUGCACCAUCCUCUUCUUCCAGGUGUAUAAUGCCAUAGAGAACCUUGAUGACCAUGUCCUGAAGUAUGACCUGGGGGGAUUAGAGAAGACUCUGUGUAGGGAGGUAUUUGGUCAGCAGGGAGCAAUGGAUGCUCUGUUAGCCCAGCUCAGAGACUACCUCUCUACCUACGUCCACAGUAAACCCCUGGUCCUCUCCUUACACGGACCCAGUGGCGUGGGGAAGAGCCACGUAGGGCGACUCCUGGCUGGCCACUUCCGCUCGGUGGUAGGCGAGCCCCUGGUUCUACAGUACUUUGUGUUGCACCACUGCCCCCUGGAGGACGAAGCCUGGCGCUGCGCCCGAGCCCUGUCGAUCUUAGUGUCAGAGACAGUGUUGAGAGCAGAGGAGGAGGAGAAAAUUCCUCUUUUCAUCUUUGACGAAGCAGAGCACCUUUACCCAGAGCUUCUUGAUGCAUUGAGUGACUUGGUCCGCUCAAACCGCUCCAACGAAUACCUGAACGCAGUCUACCUGUUCCUGAGCAACCAAGGACACACCCACAUCACCAUGCACCUGCUGUAUAACUCCUCCAGCGACUCCAUGAUGACCGCAUCUGGACACCACGGCAAACUCGUCAAGGAGCUGAAUCCGAUGUUGCGCAACACUCUGGUGAAGCUCCACCCACUGUGGGCAGAAGCUGAACUCUUACCAAUGACCCUGCUGGAGAAAGGUAAUGUGAUGGAGUGCUUCCUGGAUGAGAUGACAAGGGAGGGGUUCUACCCGGACCGUACCAACGUUGAGAGGCUGGCGGGGGAGAUAGAGUACUACCCUGUGGUAGGGGGCCACGUGUAUGCCCGGACAGGUUGUAAACAGGUGGUUGCUAGGGUCAACCUGCUAUGAGAGACUUAGAACUGCAGGGGAAUGUUGUGAUUAGAUGAGAUGUCUCCUGAGAAAAGACAGUUCUGGUCUAUUUCCAUCCUUUUGGUGUUUCUUAUGAUCCACCAAGCAAACAUUACCAACGUUACAAGCCAGAACCCAUCCUUGAAAAACAUUUUUAAAUAAAAAGGUAUAUGUCUGAGAAUGAGGAGUAUCUCCAUGACGGCUAAUCAUGUUUUCUACGUUCUGUAACUGAACCUCCCAAACAAGACCCUUGAUUACUGGAUGAAUAGAUAAUUACCAUUUUGGUAUGAGAGGGAAAAGAGGUGAUGUUGAGAUAAUAUCCUAGCCUGCACAUGUACAGAGUGAAGUCACAAUCAGAUGUUAUGGUGAGACACGGCUGUGCCCUUCUCCCACGAUGCUGUUAGUCAAAAUACUGACGGUAAUAGACAGACCCACUCCUGAUAGAGGACAAGAGAAGUAAUAUAUGACUGGACCAAAUUAGUCUGGCUGUGGCAUUGACAACAGCAGAUCAGGAAAAUGUAAUGCAGUAUUUGAUGCAUUUUGUGAACAAAAAUAAUGUAUUGAUUAAACUAUCAUCCUGUCUAAAUGAUUAGUCUGUCUGGUCGACAGUGACCAAGGGUUUGGGACAGACUGCAGAAGCAGAUUUCUCUGGAAACCCCAGAAUUAGACAUUCUAAAUACAUAUGGAAACUAUUACAACAACCAAAUACUGCAAUUAUCACUACUAUUCUCACUUCAGCGUUAAUGGACAAUGAAAAUAUCUUCUGAGAAACAGAAAACGACAUGAUCAAGUCAAGGUGUUUAUUUAUUAGAAUUCCAUUACUUGAAGUUGGAAAAAAUGUGGUACUGUGUCUAAACACACAAAAUCAAAGUGAUUCAAUGUCAACAAAUGGAAAGAAAACAAAGAUAAAUGGAUAACUGGUUUAUGACUUGGUAAAGGAAACAGUUGAGUUCCACACAACGGCCUCUGACAUGAUUCCUUCAAGUGUUUUCUGACUGGAGGAGUGGUGAAACUAAGAGGAGAAUAUGUAUACUAUGUACAGAGAGUGGGAAUGACAGGGAGUGUUGAUUGGCUCCCAAUGGGACCAAUGGCAGCCAGGAAGGGGUGUCGGUCCAAAGUAGCAUGAGCAACAACAACAUUCUAGAAUGGCACCAAGACACUCAUUUUAGAACAGACUAAAUGAAAUCCCUGAACAGAAAUUCUAACUCAUGAGUCGCUCAAAAUACUCUCAAAUAGCGCCAUGUCCACGUCCCUCUUCACGUGACCACAGAUCUUAACUAGAUAGAUGAAAGCAACACUGUAGAAAUGCCACCUAUUCUAACCUACUGGAAGAUUCCACCAUAUUAUUUUCACCUACCAGCUUGCAUAUACAGAAGCGUGGCAACCGAGCAAAGGAGAGGAAAAUAUUUCAGUGUUUCGGGACACAUGUAGAACUGCAUUCAGCGGACGAUACUAAUCUUACUGAAACUCUCCUGCAGACUCCCCUAUUGUUCAGUGGUUACAGUAACAGCAGAUGGGAGCAGUGGUCAAAUGGUGGAUUCCUUCUCAAGGUU